Molecule: messenger RNA, 1042 nt
Organism: Amaranthus tricolor (Joseph's coat)
Lineage: Eukaryota; Viridiplantae; Streptophyta; Magnoliopsida; Caryophyllales; Amaranthaceae
Exons: 4
Coding region: 349-762 (137 amino acids)
Cellular component (GO): nucleolus
Source: RefSeq, a predicted model, not a curated record
UAUCAAAUUCCCCGAUUCAAAAGUCCGGUAGGGUUUACCCCCAAUUCUUCAUCAACUAUUCUGUUCUCUUCAGAUAAUCAUCUCUUAGAGUAUUAGUCUUUGGGCACAAAUCUGAGCUGCCGUCGAAUUGAUUCUAAAGCGCGGUAGGGUUUACUCCCGAUUCUAGUCACAUAGUUGUGGUUGCUGCUGACUCCAAAUCUCUGUUUUGGUGUAGAGGUUUUUUUAUUACUUGAAGCAAAAUCAGGUUGUCUAGAAUUUUUAUUAUCGGGUAGGAUCCGUACAAGUGAAAGGAAGGGGAAUAAUCUUAAGUGUAGGAGACGAUAAUCAAACACUUGUGGCAAAGAUAAGAUGUCAGCAUAUGACCAUGUUGUUAGUGGUAAGCUGAAACUGAAAGGAAAAGCAUUGGAUGUAAAAACCGGUGGCAUAAAAAAGAAGAAGAAGAAGCAAAAGAAACAACAUGAGGAGGUUUCAGAAAUAAAACAAGAUGCCAAUUUAGAUGAUGGGAAUGCAGAAUUAUCAGUUGUUACCAACGAAGACGAUAACAAUGAAUCAGACAAGUCAACCCGAAAAGACAAGGCCCUAAACUUUGCUGAUCAUUUAACCCCAGCAGAAAAACGAUAUAUCGAGCAGAGAGAGCAGCUUGAUGUCCACAAGUAUGCAAAAAUGUCCAAGAAUUCUCAUCGUGACCGUCUAGACGACUUCAAUCAGUAUCUAGCCAAUUUGAGUGAGCAUUAUGACAUACCUAAAGUUGGCCCUGGCUAAAUCUUCUCAAGAUGUUUAAUGCACUUUCAUGUCGAGUUCUUGUACAUUAGGUAGUUCAUUGUUUUGCGAUUUCUGAUUUCUUGGGUAUGUUUCUACUGAGCAUUCCUCGAACAGCUUCUGUAAUCAGAGCUUGUAGUAUUGUGUACCAAACCUUCACUUGUUUGAGAAUUACUGUCUGUAUUUCAUUCGAUUUUCGACUGCACAUUCCUGUAAUCAGAGCUUGUAGCCAUGUAGUAUUUUCAUUCGAUUUUAGAGUAAAAAAUGUAAGAUUUUAUUUGCA